Molecule: messenger RNA, 1125 nt
Organism: Aspergillus tanneri
Lineage: Eukaryota; Fungi; Ascomycota; Eurotiomycetes; Eurotiales; Aspergillaceae
Exons: 6
Coding region: 1-1125 (374 amino acids)
Source: RefSeq, a predicted model, not a curated record
AUGUUGGAAGAUCCAGCGAUCCCGCCACCACCUGGGGUCGUGUCGAAUUUUGCACAUCCACAUGAUGCCCUUCACACAGUAAACUUAGCAACGCAAAUAUUGUGCAUUGUUGUUGUGACAAUUAUUGUGAUAUUGCGUAUCAUCAUCAAUUUGCGCCUUCGGAAGAGCUUGGAAUUGGAAGACUAUAUGACUAUCGCAGGAUGGGUCCUCUUUAUUGGGUUCUGCGCCAAUAUGCUUGUGCUUAAUGCAUACGGCGGUGGAUACCAUGCCUGGGAUGUGCCAAAGAGCGAAUUUCUUGAUUUUCAAAAGGCCUCCUACGCGAUCACGCUCAUUUACGUCCCCAUGGUGUUUAUCGUCAAGCUAGCCCUGCUCUCCGUGAUGCUCCGGAUCUUCGCUCCCGACCCCCACAAGGUCUUAAUCAUCUACACCAGUGUGGUCGUGCUCCUGCUUUACUACAUCCCAGCUCUGUUCAUUAAGAUAUUCUUUUGCCAUCCUAUUUCUGCAUACUGGGAAGGUACCAGCAAUGGGGGGACCUGUAUUGACCAACAGAAGGUCAUCAUCGCCGACUCAGCGAUCAGCAUUGCCAGCGAUCUUUGGAUCCUCAUUCUUCCGGUGCCCAUGCUAUGGUCGCUGCACAUGUCGCGUGUCAAGAAACUGCGGGUCAUCGGUAUUCUGGGAGCCGGCGGACUCGCCACCGGAUUCAGUAUCUGGCGGUUGGUAAUCAUGGUCGAGGAGGCUAAGACGGCGGACAUUACCUGGUUUUGGAUCCAUUGCGUGUUGACAGCCAACGCUGAAGCGGGCAUCGGGUUGAUCUGUGCAUGUCUGCCCACAUUAAGCUCAUAUGUCGUGUCUAUGAAGAACAAGAGCACCAAUGCCACGAACGGUAGUUACCAGCGCAGUCACGAGCUCAAUAGCUGGAAUAAGCUCUCGAGCUCAAAAAAGAACGGUAACCACAGCUCCUCCUUCCCCCCGACACAGACCGACCAGGCGUGCCUUAUCUCCACCGUCGAGGGCGCUGAGCAACGCGAGGGGUCAAUGACAAGCCUUCAGGAGAGCAAUCAUCCGGAACGCCCCGUCAUCCAUAAGGAUGUCUCUGUGUCCCAAAGCUACGAAUUUGUAAAAUAG